AUGGGUGCUACUGGAGGAGAUGAUCAGGCUACCGGAAUGUUCUCUGUGACGGUGACCAAGAAAGAGGUGGUGGCAGCAGUGCUACCAAUGCAAGAACAUUGGCUGCCAUUUUCCAACCUUGACUUGCUUCUUCCUCCAGUUGAUGUGGGAGUCUUCUUUUGUUACAAGAGACCAACGUCGUCGACCUUCAUCAGCUCAUCAUCACCUCCAGCUGCUAAUAAUAAUAAUAAUAAUAAUUUUGCGUCCAUGGUAGGUGUUUUGAAAAAGGCGAUGGCCCAAGUUCUGGUGUCUUACUACGCCUUUGCCGGAAAGGUUGUGGCUAACUCCGUCGAUAUUGAGCUCAAGAACCUCAACUUGUACAACCCUGACGAUAGCAUUGAAGGGAAGCUCGUCCCUAGAAAGAAGGAUGGUGUCCUUGCUGUCCAGGCAACGCAACUAAAAUGUGGAGGAUUAGUAGUGGGGUGCACGUUCGAUCAUCGCAUUGCAGAUGCCUACUCAACCAACAUGUUUUUGGUGUCGUGGGCAGAGACAGCUCAAUCUAAAACAAUAUCCCUUCUGCCAUCAUUCAGAAGAUCCUUGCUCAACCCAAGACGUCCUGGUUGCGUGGACCCUUCUUUGGACAACAUGUACGUGCCAAUCUCCACAUUGUCAGCUCCCAAAGAGCCUGCAGCUGAUGAUGAUCAUCUCGUAAGUCGCAUAUAUAUCAUGAAAGCAGAUGAGCUAACUCAACUUCAAUCUCUUGCUACCUUCAACGGGUACUCCAAGAGAACGAAAAUGGAGUCACUUAGUGCGUUCUUGUGGCAAUUGGUUGCCAAAUAUUGUGCUAUAAAAGAUGAUGACAAUUGCAGCAGCAGCAGUAGCAACAAGGCCAGCACGAAGAUAUCAAAAAUGGGCAUCGUUGUGGAUGGAAGGACAAGGCUAAGUAGUGAUCCUGAAAAAGGUGAUAUAAUGGAAGCAUACUUUGGAAAUGUGCUAUCCAUUCCCUAUGGUGGCAAGACAAUUCGUGAGCUAAUUGAAAAUCCGUUGAGUUGGGUCGCAAAUGAGGUCCAUCAUUUCUUGGAAAAUGCAGUGAGCAAGGAGCAUUUCUUAGGGCUGAUAGAUUGGGUGGAAGCUCGUAGGCCGGAGCCAUCUGUGGCCAAGAUAUACAGUAGCGGUGGGGACAACGAGGGACCGGCUUUCGUGGUCUCGUCCGGGCAAAGAUUCCCAGUCUCGAAGGUGGAUUUCGGAUGGGGUGUGCCUCUUUUCGGUUCCUAUCAUUUUCCAUGGGGUGGCAAUGCCGGAUAUGUGAUGCCAAUGCCAAGUCCAGCCGGUAAUGGUGAUUGGAUAGUGUACAUGCACCUGAUGAGAGGGCAGUUGGAAUUCAUUGAGGCUGAGGCUUCCCAUUUCUUUAGGCCCUUGACUUAUCACUAUCUUCUUCACCUAACUGCAUCAAACUAG
Dovyalis caffra is the source of this 1437-nucleotide messenger RNA. NCBI's taxonomy places the organism in Eukaryota, Viridiplantae, Streptophyta, Magnoliopsida, Malpighiales, Salicaceae. The record is from the annotation of a GenBank genome assembly.